AUGGAACCUAUCCAAGCAAUUGAUACCCUAAGGGAGAAGCUGGAGAACGGCGUUGAUAAUGGCAAAGCAAGACUUUCCGUAUUAAAUGAUCUCGUCAAACAACUCAAAGAACAAUUUACAGUUACCGAGGAUGUACAUUAUCUCAAUGAGUCCCUCAAGGUGCGAAGGGAAAUGCUUGCAUUGAUUCCGCCCGAAGAUCACCAAAACAGGGCUCUUCAAUCACAUCUACUUAGCAAUGAACUUAGCGAUCGGUUUGCUGAGACAGAAGAUCUCAAUGAUAUGGAGGAAGCCAUAGAGCUGGGAAUCCAGGCGUUGAACUUAACACCAGAGAAUGAUCCCCGAAGAAUUGUAUUCCUCAGGAGACUUGAGUUUCUAUUCGAAGAAAAGUACGAAGAGACGGAAGAUCUCGCCGAUUUUGACCAAACAAUCCACUACCAGAGGCUGUCACUUGAGGCGACGGACUCUAAUAGCAGUACCCAGAUGGCAGUCAGGCUGACUGCUUUGGGCUCGAAGCUCAACAAAAGAUCAGAGAUCACGGGAGAAAUCUCAGACUUAAACGAGAGUAUCCAGAUUAUGAGACAGGUCGUUGAAAUGAAACCUAGGAAUGAAGACGCGCUGAAGAAUUUGAUCCAAACUCUCUAUAACCGAUAUAGAUGGAAUGGCGAGCUACAGGAUUUGGAAGAAUGCGUGGAACUUCAUAAGAAGGUGACUGAUUCAUCAGUUACAAAUUCAGGCAAAGUUGGAUGGAUGAUAACAAGAGCCAACCACCUAUGUAUUCUCCAUGAAAGAACUGAAGAUGAAUCUUAUCUCGAGGAGGCAUUUGUGGUUGCUACCGAAGCACUCGCCUUGAUUCCCGAAAGACACUGGAAACCCAGAUGGCUGCACUGCCUAGGCCGACUGUUCGGCUGCCAGUAUCUGAAGACUGAAGGAUUGGCCGACCUCGAAGAAGCGAUUCGCCUGGAAAGACUGGCCCUCAAACUCACGCCCACUGGUGACAAUCAAGGCCGGAUCUUGACAAAUCUGGGGAACCGCCUCGGUGACAGGUAUCUGAGAACAGAAGAUGUUGCCGACAUUGAUGAAGCCAUUGAAUGCGCCAGAAAGUCGUUGGACCUGGAGCCUGAGAACCCUGAGCGACUUUACAACCUCGCAAUCAAGUUGGGGGACAGAUUCUCAAGAACAGAAGAUCUGGAUGAUGUGGAUGAGGCUAUUGAACUGGAGAAAAGAGCCAUAAAGAUAAUGCCAUUGGACCAUUCCGAAAGAGCAGACUAUCUGAACAUCUUGGGGAACCAACUGGGGGAUCGAUACGAGCAUACCGGAGACUUUUCUGAUCUCGAGGAGGCCAUUCGCAACGCCGAGGAAGCUUUGAGCUUGAUGUCAGAGGACCAUCCCCUCAGAGCAGCGUGGCUAAACAGCCUUGCCAGCUACUUCCUGGACCUUUAUACCACGACAGGAGACGAGCAUGAUUUGGAAGAGUCCAUUACAAACUACGAACUGGCUCUUAAUCACGAGAUGUCAGCGACGGAGGAUCGUAUUACAGCUGGCCAAACCAUUCUCUCCAACUCUUCAGAUAACCAGCAACUCUACGAUACUGCAAAGCUCGCAGUAAGCCUAAUCCCAAAGCUUGUAUCAUGGUCCCAUGAGAAUCAAGAUCGACAGUAUGUCCUUGGCAAAGUAGUUGGGCUAGCCUCCGACGCGGCAGCAGCAGCAUUACAAGCGGGCCAAUCCCCGAUGAUAGCCUUGCAACUUCUCGAACAAGGUCGUGGUAUCAUUGGCGCGUCAUUACAAGACAUGCGCAGCGACGUGCAAGACCUUGCGAGGCAGCAUCCGAUUCUUGCAGAAAAAUAUCGUACUUUACAAAGCGAAUUGGACCGGCGUGCUGAGCAUGGUAAGACGACGGAUGCGCAGUCACAAGCGUCGAUUAAUCGAAGACAUGCUGCAGCCAAGGAAUUUACUGAGCUGGCAGUUGAGAUCCGCAAGUUGCCUGGAUAUGAAGACUUCAUGCUUUCACAUAAUGAAGAUGAAAUCUACAAAGCAUCAGAGCGUGGUCCGAUUGUUGUAAUCAACGUCAGCAGGCUUCGUUGUCAUGCUCUACUGGUCUCAAACAGCCAGGUUCGUGCAUUGGAACUCUCGAGUAUAGCUCUCGAAGAAUUGGAGCGCAGAAUAAAACCCUGGACCCUGGCAACUUCGCAGACCCUCGAGUGGCUCUGGGAUACCAUUAUGAGCCCUAUACUCAAUAUGUUAGGUUUUACUCAACCUCCACCGAUGGAUAAUUGGCCUCACGUCUGGUGGAUCCCGACAGGUCCUUUAGUUCAACUUCCCCUCCAUGCAGCAGGAUACCAUGGGCAACAAGGUUCUGAAGCCGUACUUGAAAGGGUCAUUUCUUCAUACGGCUCGUCAAUCCGCAACAUAAUCCGUGGACGUCGGGAGUCCUUCCAGCCAUCCAGCUCUGAUCAGGCACUGCUUGUUGCAAUGGAACAUACACCAGGCCAUGAUACGCUUUCUUUUGCCAACGAGGAGAUAGACUUAAUAGGCGGUACCAUCCGGUCUAUGGAGCUCAAGUCAAUCAUGCCCGUCCGUACCAAGAAAGAAGUUAUCCGAUAUCUCCCAGAUUGCAAAAUCUUCCACUUUGCUGGCCAUGGCCUCGCUCAUGCAGACGAUCCAUCCAGGAGCUGCUUGUUGCUGGAAGACUGGGAAAAAGACUCGCUCAAGGUUUCUGACCUUUUAGAUAUGAAUAUUCGUCAAAGAGCACCCUUCCUUGCAUACCUAUCGGCAUGUGGCACCGGCCAGAUCAAAGACGAGACGUCAUUCGACGAGAAUAUCAACCUCAUCAGCGCGUUUCAAAUUGCUGGGUUCAGGCAUGUCAUUGGCACGUUGUGGAAUGUGCAAGAUGAUCUGUCUGUCGAAAUGGCCAAGAUGACGUAUCAGGAGCUGCUGAACUCGGGUAUAUCGGAUGAUUCUAUCUGUCAGGGUCUACACAAAGCAACGCGUGAGCUGAGAAGGAGGUGGAUGGGGCAGGAUGAGAGUUACCAAAGCGCAGGAAUCACUAUUGUAUCCAAUGGCAAUGAUACACCCAAAGAGUCUCUCUUACGUUUGGUCAGAGACGCAUCUUUGAUCGGCGGUACAGACGAUAACCUUGGUUUGGCUGAUUGGGCACCCUAUGUACACUAUGGAGUAUAG
Fusarium redolens is the source of this 3177-nucleotide messenger RNA. RefSeq names its product CHAT domain-containing protein. Gene Ontology annotation, molecular function: protein binding. The transcript has a single exon. Lineage: Eukaryota; Fungi; Ascomycota; Sordariomycetes; Hypocreales; Nectriaceae. The record is from RefSeq and is a predicted model, not a curated record. The coding region runs from base 1 to 3177 and encodes 1058 amino acids.